AUGGAUGGUAUAUUUGAUCGUCUUGGUAAAAAGAAGCAUAAACCCUACGAUGGGUCUAUUCCACCUAGAAAGUCUCCACCGCAGAAACAUCAUUCUUCUGUCAGAAGAGCUCUCAGUAUGAAGCCAAAAAUAAAGCAUGGUCUGCGCCAACAAUCUAUCGUGCCCAACCGUUCGUCGUUUGAAGCAGGUUCUGCGGAACAUCUAUUUGCUCGAGAACAAACCUUACCUUCUGAAGACAAUAUCAAUCUUUUGUUUGAUCAUAUGCUCGAGAGAAGAGGUAUUCAUGACCCCAAAAUUAAGUCAAAUAUGCAAAACUGGCGAGCGGAAAAGAAAUGGCUCAUGAUUAAUCAAGACCAUCAAGCUGAAUUAUUGGCUUCUGGUGUUAAACAAGACAAAUUACAACAAGCAGUUGCUGAGAAAGCAAACAUAGACAUGAGUCGAUUACCCAACACAAUGCAUCAUCCAGCUGCAUCUCGGUCCUCAACCACGCGACAACUCUCAUUUCACAGACCAGAAGGACCCAAACCAAUUAAAUCCAUAUCAUCACCUGUAAAUAACCAAAAUCCUGCACUUCAAAUCAACACAACUGUUUAUAACACAAACAAUAUAACCCUUAGUUUAAGCUCAUCAACAUCGACCAAGUCUCCGACACUCAAACGUUCAAAAAGUAUUACCAUGUCGCCCAUCAAAAGUAGUAACAGUAAUAGCACCAGCAAUAGACCUACAGACCAUUUCUUUGAUAUGUCUGCUAAUGACCAAAACUCACCCGAAUUCUUUGUCAAAAAAUUUCUGGAUCCCAACUUACGAUCAGUUACUACUAAAAUAGCUGCUAGUCUUGAAGUUAGUUUAAGAACAAGAUCCAUGGAUUGGGUGAUCAAGUUUAUUCACUUGAAAGGACUUCAUGUUCUAUGUCAUGCAUUGGAUUAUUUAAAUCAUAACAUUCAAGACAGAAGAGACGUAGCCUUGGAACUCGAAGUAGAAAUCAUCAAAUGUAUCAAGGCUAUUGUCAACACAAAAGCAGGAGGAAAAGAAGUGAUGGACCAUCCAGAAUACAUUCAUGCCGUUGUAUUCUCAAUCACUUGUCCUCAAUGGCAAACAAGGAAAAUGGUCUGCGAACUAUUGGCCUUCUUAUGUUACUUGGAUGGCUAUGAGCAUGUUGUACGUGGAUUUGAAUUGAUGAAGAAGUUUAGAAAGACAUUGGGCAUUUUUGACGCUUGGAUUCAAUUGCUUAUACGAACACUGACGGUUGAUAAAUUCAGAGGCAAUGAAGAGUUAGCAGAAAGUCAUCUUGUGGAAUACGCUCUUUCCAACAUGAUUCUCAUUAACGCAUUAACCAGUAUACCAUCCAACAUCAAUUACCGUAUCUAUUUGAGAAACCAGUUUAUUGCUGCAGGUUUACAAACACACCUGCUGCCUAAACUUGAAGCACUCGAUUACAACUUACUGAAUAUCCAAACUGAAUCUUACAAAGAUGCUGCAGACACAGACAUGGAAGAUGCCUUUGGAGAUGAAAUGGCUCAGUAUUCAACAGAAUAUGCUCAACCUUCUCAAUUGUUUGAUAAACUAAUUGAAAAUGUAUCAGAUACUCCCAAAGGAACUGAUUAUUUUUUCUCUAUCAUGAAGUACUUGUUGUGGAUUAAAGGUGAUGCAGAAACAAAGCAAAUUGUGACAGACAGAGCGCAACACAGCAACAAAGCUGAUUUUACAGACAUGUUUGGCAUGCCUGUAGGUGCUGUUAUUCAAAACUUUAUGGAUUUGAAUCGAUUGAGAGGCAAAGACAUUGAAGCAAAUGAACUGAGAGAACAAUACGAAAAGCUCAUAGCAGAAAAAGACCAACUCGAAAGUGAAGUACAAAAACUUCGCAUUAUACCCAGUCAGAUGGAAAAUGAAGCUCAAAAGCAACGUAUUAUAGAGCUUAAAAAUGAAAACAGUUCAUUACGACAAGUACUCAAGACAUCAAAGGAGACAAUCACAUCACUUCAGGAACGAUUAGCUGUUUAUGAAAACGAAGAAAAGAGAAGGUUGAGUAGUGAUAGUGGUCGUGCUGCAUUGGAGUCCAUGCGAUUUAACAAGAAGAAAAGAGAGAGACUUUCUUUAGAUGAAAAGCGCACAACUUGGUUUUCAGACAACACAGUACAGAAUAACACUUCCGCCACUUCACAUGGUUUCUCAUUUGGUGAUCUCUUGUUUCCUUUCUUUGGUAGAAGUCGACUCAAAAAGAAAAGACCUAUCAGUGAUUCGCUCUCAAGAACGGAAGAUCAACAUCUUUCUUUGAUCAAUCAGGACUCUGGCAUUUCUUCAUCAAAUGAAAACAUGGAAGGUAAUCAUUCUUUAGGCAAAAAUGUCUCUCGGAGUAACGAAAUCGUUUCUUCAUCGGUUCCUACUGCUUCUCCACCAGCUCCCCCUCCUCUUCCUCCGCCACCACCUCCGCCACCACCACCUCCUCCACCUGCAGCUCCACCUGCUCCACCCAUGCCUGGAGCUGGUUCUUCAAUACCACUUCCACCACCCCCUCCUCCUCCACUUCCAGCAGGCACUUCCUCUUCUUCUUCGAUCCCCAGUGCCUCUUCACCACCUCAGCAACUUCCUUCAGCUUCUUCUCUUGUUUCUUUCUCUACACCUAUUAUUUCCACUCGUAAGGAACUGCAUCAUUAUCCACAAGUGAAGCUCAAAAAUCUACAAUGGCAAAAACUGGAUGCCAAACUGACAGAACAGACCAUUUGGGACAUGAAAGAGAACGAACACGAUACCAUGGAACAGUUACUGAACGAAAAGGGUGCUUUUGAGAAGCUAGAGACCAUGUUUCCUGCCAAGGUGAAUACCUUUUUAGAAAAGAAACAACUCAAAGUCGUCGAUGCUAAAAAGAACGACACGGUUGUACGAUUCUUGACCAAAGAGAAAAACAAGAAUAUAAAUAUUGCUAUUUUGCCUAAAAUCAAGCAUUUUGGUUCCUAUAAACAAGUUGCUCAACAUAUCAUGAUGGUGGACGACAAAUUGUGCACUGAAAUAUUUUUGAUCAAUCUCAUUACUUACUUGCCUACACGGGAUGAUGAUAUGGUGUUAAUGCAAAAGUAUGUGGAUGGACCUGAAGAAGAAUGCCAAAAGUUAGAUCUACCUGAGCAAUUCAUUGUCGAGAUGAUGCGAAUGUACAGGUGUGAAAGCAGACUCAAAUAUAUGCUUUUUAGGGUUCAGUUUUGGGAUAAAUUCGAACAACUCAGAAAGAGUCUGUCUGUUGUAUUGUCAGCGUCUGAUUCUUUGCGCCAUUCUAGAGCCUUCAAAGACUUGCUGUUAGUUAUUUUGUUACUCGGUAACUAUAUGAAUGCAUCCAGUGUUCAAGGCGGUGCAUUUGGUAUGAAGAUUGGCAGUAUCAAUAAGCUUAUGGAUACGAAAGCCUCAGAAGAUUCAAAACUUACCUUGCUACAUGUUCUUAUUGGUUUUGUAAGAAGAGAAAUGCCUUCUACUUUACAUUUUAUAGACGAUCUGAAAGAUAUUUCUGAGGCUACAAGAGUCAUGGCCAGUAUUACAGACAUUAUUCAACAAUAUACAGACUUGCGCCAAGGACUGAAACAGUUGAAUAUUGAACUAGACAGAUUCUGGAGACCAAAAACAGAUGAUAUCAAGGAAGAAGGCGAAGAGAACAACGAUGGAGAAAAAGAUCGAUUUUUGUCCGUGAUGGAAGAAUAUCAAUCCUCAGCCGUGGGCCGCUUUGAAGAAUUAGAAGCACUCUAUGUCAACGUCGAUGUCAAAUGGAAAGAAGUCAUGACAUUUUAUGGAGAUAAUCCACGUACGAAGCGCCCUGAUGAAUUUUUUGGUGUGAUUGCUCAAUUCCUACAAAAUUGGAAAAUUGCGGCAGCAGAAGAACUCAACUACACAAAACAAAAAGAACUUGAAGAGAAACGGUUGAGAGAAACGGAAGAGAAGAGACGAAAAGCGAUGAUGGCCAGUAAACGUAGUAGUGGAAGCGAUACACUCUCUUCAUUAUCUGAAGACGACCAUGAAGAUCGACGUCUUAUGGACGAUUUGUUGGAAAAACUUCGUUCUGGUGAGACCGAGAAGAAACUAAGACAGCGCCGUGUUCGUCAACGUCUAAGAAGUUUAAGAAACGAAGAAACAUUACAGAAAUCAGAGAAGCGAUCUUCUAACACUAAACCACUGCCGACUCGACUUGACCGGUCAGUAAGUAUAUCUUCCACAGCGUCCUCAGGACAUAUGCUGGUCAUUUCUGCGGAAGAUUUACUGAGAAGCCUACAACAAGAAGAUGAAUAG
Gilbertella persicaria is the source of this 4266-nucleotide messenger RNA. Its product is annotated as formin homology 2 domain-containing protein. Gene Ontology annotation, biological process: actin filament bundle assembly; barbed-end actin filament capping; mitotic actomyosin contractile ring assembly. Gene Ontology annotation, molecular function: microtubule binding; actin binding; small GTPase binding. The coding region runs from base 1 to 4266 and encodes 1421 amino acids. The transcript is spliced from 13 exons. Gene Ontology annotation, cellular component: actin filament; cell division site; mating projection tip. NCBI's taxonomy places the organism in Eukaryota, Fungi, Mucoromycota, Mucoromycetes, Mucorales, Choanephoraceae. The record is from RefSeq and is a predicted model, not a curated record.